This is a messenger RNA of Melampsora larici-populina 98AG31, 534 nucleotides long. RefSeq lists its product as uncharacterized. The record is from RefSeq and is a predicted model, not a curated record. The coding region runs from base 1 to 534 and encodes 177 amino acids. Lineage: Eukaryota; Fungi; Basidiomycota; Pucciniomycetes; Pucciniales; Melampsoraceae. The transcript has 2 exons.
AUGUCAACUGCUGAGAAACGUGCGAUACGAGCAGCGAGAAGAGUCAGAGGAGAAGUACCAGCAGAAGACGCUCAACAAGGUCUAGCCGCUCCAGCAAACCCAGCGAGAUCAGUACAACCGGCAUCUAUCGACGGUCAAGAACUGGGCCAUGACGGCCUAGCUGAAGGUGCGGACGAAGACAGAAACACUGACAAACAAGAGGACAAAGAGGAUGACCGAGGAGGACAAGCCGACAUAAUUGAUUUGAUCGGUGCCGAGUCCAAAUCACAAGAUUCUCAUGAAGAGCAACACGCAAAUGAUGGUCGGCACAAAGGAGACGGGUUUGAGAGAGAAGAUGUCAGAGGCGAAGAACAAGACGAACCAGAUCACCCGUCAGAUUCAACGUCAGAUUCAUCCGACUCAUCCUCAUCAUCCUCAGAUAGUAGCGACGCUAGCUCUACGUCAUCAGAGGAAGGAAGUGACGAAGAUGGUUCAGAUACAACCUCUUCAUCCUCAGAAAUUCCGAUACCACAUCCCUCAUUAUUCCCAGACUAA